AGCCCACUUAACUCCCGCGCUCUGAUGUCACGGACACAUGACCCGGCCCCCUCCAGUGACAGCGCGCGAGGGGGAAACAGGGCCGUUUAAAGCCUACGCCGACACGGCAGGGCGAGCAAGGCGCUCCGCUCGUCCCCCCGCGCGACCACAGAACCACAAGCUGCUCCGCGCGAGGCCAGGAGAGAGAGAGAGAGAGAGAGAGAGAGAGAGAGAGAGAGAGAGAGAGAGAGAGAGAGAGAGAGAGAGAGAGAGAGAGAGGAGGAGAGGAACGCGAAGAAGACAGGAGCGCGGAGGGGAGAGGAGCGUGGAGAGGAGAGAGAGGAGAAAGGAGGACGACGACGCCGGCGCGUAAAUGGUUAAUCCGCACGGGUCAGCUGCAGUCACUGGGACCGGCCGGGUGGUUUAGGACUUCUCAGAAGGGUCAGAGAAACCACAGGAGGGAUUUGAGCGCUCGGGGGGGAAAAAGAAGAACUGACCCAGGAUGGCGUCGAACAGCCUCUUCAGCUCAGUGACCCCCUGCCAGCAGAACUUCUUCUGGGAUCCCAGCACCAGCAGGAGGUUCAGUCCCCCGUCAAACAGUCUACAGCCUAUCUCGGGGAAAAUGAACGAUGUGAACGCUGCUACGGGACAGCAAGAUGCCGCCGUGUCGAGACUCCGGCCGCACGAGAACCGGAGCAUGGUGGAAAUCAUCGCUGACCACCCCGCGGAACUUGUCCGGACUGACAGCCCCAACUUCCUCUGUUCUAUCCUUCCGUCUCACUGGAGGUGUAAUAAGACGCUGCCCGUCGCGUUUAAGGUGGUGGCCCUUGGGGAGGUUGCCGACGGGACGGUCGUCACGGUGAUGGCGGGCAAUGACGAGAACUACUCUGCGGAGCUUCGGAACGCCUCGGGCGUGAUGAAGAACCAGGUGGCGCGCUUCAACGACCUGAGAUUCGUCGGCCGCAGCGGAAGAGGCAAGAGCUUCACUCUGACAAUCACGGUAUUCACCAACCCGCCACAAGUGGCCACUUACCACCGAGCCAUAAAGGUCACCGUGGACGGCCCGCGCGAGCCGAGGAGACACAGGCAGAAGCUGGAGGACCCGCCCAAAGCCGGCAUGUUCUCAGACCGCCUCAGCGAGCUGGAGAGACUCCGACACACCACCAUGAGGGUCACCGUGCCAACGCAAAGCCCCCGCCCACCAUUCAACACGGGAGCGAACUCCUUCCCUUCCCAGGGGCAGACACAAAUAUCAGACCCGCGGCAGGCCCAGUCCUCUCCCCCCUGGUCGUACGAGCAGCCGUACACGCCCUACCUCAGCCCCAUGACCUCCCCCUCCAUCCACUCCACCACCCCCCUCUCCUCCACCCGAGCCACCGGCCUCCCCGCCAUCAGUGAGGUGCCCCGCCGCCUCUCAGCAGGGGCGUCGGACCUCAGUCCGUUCUCGGACCCGCGGCAGUUCGAGCGGCAGUUCCCGGGGCUCCCCACCCUCACCGAGACCCGCUUCUCCAAUCCCAGAAUGCACUACCCCGCCACCUUCACCUACACGCCCACGCCCGUCACCUCGGGCAUGUCGCUGGGCGGCGCCCACUACCACACCUACCUGCCGCCGCCCUACCCCGGGUCCGCCCAGAACCAGAGUGGGCCCUUCCAGACCAGCAGCACGCCCUAUCUCUACUAUGGAGCCUCCUCCGGGUCGUACCAGUUCUCCAUGGUGCCCGGGGGGGACCGCUCGCCGUCCCGGAUGCUCCCGCCGUGCACCAGCGCCUCCACCGGCGGCUCGGUGGCGAACCCCGGCCUGCCGGGCCCGGCGGACGGCGUGGAGGGGGACGGCAGCCACAGCAGCUCCCCGACGGUGCUCAGCGCCAGCGGCCGCAUGGAUGAGUCCGUGUGGCGGCCAUAUUGAAGCGCGCUCGCCGCGCUCCGACGCGUCCGACUCUUACUGCCCACGGGGAAGCACAACAUUCCGCAAGGAUUCCGUUCGCUCGUCGCUUUCUCUUUUUUAUUUUAUUUUUUUACCCGCCGCUCUUCUUUCUUUUGGGCAGGAAUGAUUACGUCCAAUUAUGUAUUUUUGGUUUUUUUUUGUCCCGACUUUACAUUUGGGAUAAGAUCGAAGAGACUUUUUUUUUUCUCUCAAAUACGUACAGACUGCAGUGGUUCCAGACCAGGAAGCAGGCGGUGGUCUGGAGGAGGAUUAUGAUGCUUUCCUGGAUAAAACAGCCAUUAUUUUACUAUUUUUAUAUAUUUGGACAAACGAAAUGGACCAGUUAGCCAAGCGAAGAAAAGAAAGCAAAAAACAAAAAAAAAGAGCUUCCAUUUUUUUCAUCCUACCAAACUUAUUAUUUUCAAGCCUAUUUGCUGAGACUUUUUAUAUUAAAUUUAAUGCUGCAAAUUUAGCACUGACAGACAGUCUGCUUAUUAUAUAUAUUUGUGUGUAAUCUGUGGCACUCGACACUAACUGCAGUGUGGAGGUCUAUUAUUGUUCAUUUAAUUUAAAAUUGUAAAUUGUAACUACAAAGUUGGUACUGGUUGAGAAAUAAUCUCUUAUAAAAGCCAUAAAUUAUAUUAUGUUUUGAAAAAUAUUUUUGGAUUAAUCUCUUAUUAAGUUAACAGUGAUCUUCUUAAGUAAUUUAAAGAUUAUGUCUAUCUUGGAGUACCCAAAAUCGCAGUGUUUAUUGACUUUCUUUUAGUUGGAAAAAAAAGAUGGAAUAAGAGGUUUUAAAUGACUCAGUUUCCAAAUUAAACAGCACAGCUUUCUGAGCACCACCGUUCCAGGAGAUAAAUCUAAAUCUGAAUCACUGUAAUUCACACACAAAGAUCCAUUAUGCACCAGGAGCAUCGUAAAAACAUGGACUCUUAGACAGCCCUUACUGCAAGACUGGGGGAAAAAGCAACACUCCGAUAAUGUUUAGUUCUUUUAAAAUAUCACACAGAAAAAAAAAAACACACAAAAAACUUACGAGAGGAAAAUCUACCAUAUUUUAGAAAUUAUUUUUUAAAAACGUGAUGUUUUCUUUGGUGAAUUUUGUCAAUUUAAUUUAUUUUGUUUUUAUUUUUCUUACUUAUGUCUGUUUGUCUUUCGAAUAAGUCCAGCACAUUUAAACAUCCCCGCCACUUAAACUCAUUCACAGUAACAGAAGCUGUAAACCCUUAUCCAGCCUAAUGAAAAUGCACAGCCAGCAUAUAGAUCCACGUGCAAAUAUUUCUAUAUUUCCAUAAAUAUGCAGUGCAUUGCCUUGUUGCACCUGUAUAAAAAAAAGCUUUAAUAUGUCAUAUGUGUACGUCAAGUCUCCAAAUAACAUGUCUGUCGACUGAAUGACAUUCCAGCUGCAAAUCACCCAUUUAGCCCUCUUAUUAGCUGGACUGAAGCUCAGGGUUGCCAGAUUUAGAAUUUGUCAAUGCCGGGAAACAUGCACAGAUGAAAGCAUCGUUGGUCCAGGGCGUCACUGAUAGGGCCUCAAUAACGGGGCAUCAAAGUCGUAAUUCAUUACAAACUACCAGCAAAUUUCUACCACAAAUCAGACAUUGAAAUGUCUGGUCAGGACCGCAACCUGGACAUUCUGGCUGAAAAAACUGGACAUCUGGCAACCCUGAAUGCAGCGUGUCUGGCGCCAUUUUCUCAUUCUUCCUUCCCAAGUGCGUCACAGAGGAGGCGUCACUGAUCGAUGCACUGUCACUGCCUGUGCCAGAGGGGGCGCUGUGGUACUGGGCCUUCGCCUCCCUCCCCCCCCCGCUUCUGAAGUUAUACUCUUGCUUUAGCACACUCAGGGCAUGCCCUAAUCUCUAACCCAUUCAGGCGAUGCUAAAUAUCUGCUCACGUGCUGAAGUUUGUCUGUCAAGCUCGUUAUCACUAAUCACCUGGACACUCCAUAAACUGGAUGCGGUUUCCAUGAAUUAUGGGUAAUGGAGUUCUGAGUCAUUAAGAAAUGAGUCAGCCUUUUUCCCUGCAGUAUAAAAACCUGUAUUAUUGCAAUACCAAAAGAGAGAAAAGUUCACCAGCCCCAGGCCCCACAACCUGCCUCAAUGACUCUCUGAAGGAGAAACAAAUUUGGAAAGUUAACUGUGCUGAAGGGAAGUAGUGCUGAUUUACUGUGCAAGGUUUUGCUCUCAUGAGUUUUCGGUACAGAUGAUGGACAGACGUUCUCUUCUGAGAUGAAAAGCCAUUAUUGGGCAGGCCACACCCACCGCAUUGGAGUAUCGUGUAAAAAUACACUAUCUUUGAAUCUCAGUUAUUGUAAAUCAAAGAAGAAAAAAACUGAAUAUUAAUAACUUAAUUUGUGUUGUGGGAGAAGGGCUUAGACAAAAAUGUAUUUGUUUCUGGUAUCAACCACAAAAAAAAAAAGGCUGACUAAAACGUUUUGUACAAUCUGAUUCAAUGGCUGCAGGCAGCAACCUCGGGGAAGCUUUUGUAAGAAUUUUUUUUUUUUUUUUAAACUGAGAAAAAUCACGUCUGAUUUGUUAUUUUUCCCUCGUUUUGUUUUGGUCCGAUAAUCGUUUAACAUUCCACGUGUUUUUCAUCUGAUCAAAUAAGGCAAGCAUUUUAUCAUAUGGAAAAUCAGACAUUUCAAAAGCCUUAAAUUCUGCAAAACAGCACUUGCUACCGGUGGACUCAUUUAUUUCUGCACACGAGGUGAACUUCCUUAAAACAUACCUUAAAGGUUUUUUAAAAAAUACAUUUCAUAUUUUCACCCUUGGUUUUAACUGCCAUAACCUCAGUUUUAUGACGUCCAAGUUUGUGCCUGUUUGGCCAAAGUGCCCGUAGCUUUUUUGGUGGAAAUGUGCUGGGCAAUAAGUGCAUUUUGGGGGACUCUGUGUCACAUGCAUUAAUCUGGGGUUUCUGGAGAGUCGUUGAAGUAAAUGUAUGUCUGUGUGUAUACAAAUAACUUGUAUACAUAUAUUUCAUAUAUAUAAAAUAUGUGAAAUAUAUACACAAUAUACACCGCCUGCACAUCCACACACAUACUUUCUUUUCACUGUGAUAACAGCUGAACCUUGUUUACAAAAUGCUAAGUGUUUACAGAACCGCAAGAAUAUAUACAUAAAUAUAUAUAAAAUAUAUUUAUAUAUAUAUAUAUAUAUAUAUAUAAUGCACACACGCAUGUAUCAUUGAGGAAUCAUACUCCGUACUUUUUUAAUCCAUUUUCGGGCAGCUUUCCUGUUAUGCUGGUCGUCCAUCACACGGCUGAGGUACGAGAGGGGAUUUCUGUUCAGUUUGUAAACCGAAGCCCUGCUUUCCAUUCGCGUGCUGUACACACACAUCCUUUUUCCUCUUCGUUUUGUUUGUUUGGUUUUGAUUUGUUUUGCCAUUUUGUUUUUGCCGCGUAAAAAUUCCAUUGAUAAGGAGAGGAAACAUUUCAGGUGAUAAGGGAUCGACGUUUUGACAACAAUUGGCAGUCACUGCCGUCUUCUUCUGCCGGUAUUGUUUGUUUCGCAUCAAUAAAAAUAAGGCUUUUUUUUGUA
Messenger RNA from Anguilla rostrata (American eel), 5439 nucleotides. RefSeq names its product runt-related transcription factor 2-like. Bases 482 to 1885 code for a protein of 467 amino acids. Gene Ontology annotation, cellular component: nucleus. NCBI's taxonomy places the organism in Eukaryota, Metazoa, Chordata, Actinopteri, Anguilliformes, Anguillidae. Gene Ontology annotation, biological process: neuron differentiation; chondrocyte differentiation; regulation of transcription by RNA polymerase II. The transcript is spliced from 8 exons. Gene Ontology annotation, molecular function: RNA polymerase II cis-regulatory region sequence-specific DNA binding; ATP binding; DNA-binding transcription factor activity, RNA polymerase II-specific. The record is from RefSeq and is a predicted model, not a curated record.